Molecule: messenger RNA, 5754 nt
Organism: Acanthocheilonema viteae
Lineage: Eukaryota; Metazoa; Nematoda; Chromadorea; Rhabditida; Onchocercidae
Source: the annotation of a GenBank genome assembly
AUGUCGAGUGACAGACCGAGACGGGCACAGCAUGGAUCUCUUCAGGAUAAUGCGAGUGCUUUACUGCUGAAUAUGAUUCGAACACUGACAAGUAACUCCUCGGCAGAUCAAAAGGAAUUAGAUCGUAGGCGUCUGGAAGCAGGAUUUGCUGAAACUUCAAAAGAAAUAGAUCGCCUAGUUCUUGAACAUGAAAACGAUGUUGGUACUUGUUUGGAGUCAUUCAGAAAUGUUUCCACUCGAAUCACGGCCUGCCGUGAAAAAGUACACAGUAUACGUAGUAGUUUGCUUACAUGCCGCUCUCUAUUACAAUGUAGACGGGAUGAUUUAAAAAGACUUUGGAUGGAAAAUGCUCAACAAAAACACGUCAGCACAAUUCUGGCUCAAAUAGAAGGAUUAAAUCGUUUGGAAAAUGAAGUUGAGGCAGCUAUGGCGACUUCAAAUUAUCACUUAGCUGCGAAUUCCUUAAAUGAAGCCGAUCUCCUAUUCAAUGGUCCAUUUUCAAAUAUUGAUGGAUUGAAUCAAUUACGUUCACAGUUGCUUGAUUUGUCCAAAAAACUCGUGGAACGGAUUGUUAAUGACAUCACACAUCAUUUGAUCGUUCGGCCGUUCGAAAAUCAUGUGAGUUGUAACUGUCUUGCAUUUUUGAAUGUAAAAGAUCUUGAUGCCGUACAUAUAGAAAUUCUUGUUGAAAUAAUCAAAUCUCUGCCGGAAAAUAAAGUUGCGGAAUCGACAGAAUGCGUUGAAAUUAUGUCUCACUUUGCAAAAGAAAAUGUGGCUGUGAAUGGCAUAUAUUCCGUAGCUGCUCGUUGUGCCGAAAAUAUUCAUGCAUUAUGUGUAUUCGGCAGAUUGUCAACAACACUUCGACGGUUUUUACAAAGUUCUCCGACAGUAUUUAGCCGUUUGAUACAUACAUCGACGAAUGUAGUUUGUGUUGCGUUUGACGGAAAUCAAAAAGGCGAUGAACAGAAUUUAGCUCAAUUUAUGCAGUUGGUGCUAAGUCAAUUUCGUAGUAGCUAUGAGGCACAUCUUGUAAUGGAUGCUGAACUUAAAAAACUGCGACAAAACGAUUUGGGUGAUGAUGAAGUGAUAUCUUUAUCCGAAAAUUAUUGGGAAACAGCGCAAGCUAUGAUCGAGAAUCUGGUGGACGAGUAUAUUGCGGAAGAUGGCAGUACAUCCAGUUUAGUUAUGCAAAAAUCAAAUACAUCUGCUGCGGAAAAAGUCACUUUGUUCAGAUUUGAUGCUUCAGCUUGCGCACUUACUACUCAGUCAGGACAAAACAUGAAACAGCUUCAAUCUCUGAUAUGUCCUUCUUCACCGUGGAACAUUACCUCUCUUUAUCCACAACUUGAACGUUUCUGCAAUGAGCGUGAAACCGAAACGAACAUAAAACCAUGUCGUUUACGUUCUUAUUUACACUCGUUCAUUGUUAACGUUUUCAUCGAUCAAUUCAAAUGUAAGCUUGAGGCUCUUGCCGAGCAAGCACUCAAUGAACAGGAUGCCUGGCGUGUUCUUAUGCAUUACCCUAAUCCGAAAGUUUUGGGAAGUUGUUGGAAUGUUUAUUCAGUUUGUAGUCAAAUUGGAAAAUUGAUUCUUGCCAUGGAUAAAUACACGGAAAGGUUGUCAGCAUUGUGGUUACUUGUUAUUGAUGAAUUUUCGGAUAGCGCUAAUAAUGUCUAUGAAAAGGGUAGCAGUUUUCAAGUUUCCAAUAUGAGCCAUGAAGAUGGACAUAGAGAAAAGCGUAAAAUAAGCGCAGCAUGGGCAGUGGAUGAAGACAUAUCACGUCUCUUAAAGAGUUUACCAAACUGGUUCAUGGUGAGCAAUUAUGAAAGUACUUCAACACAAUCAGUUAACACACCUUCUGCAGUUUCACCCACAAGUGAAUCGGAAAGUGAUGUAUGUUACCGAAAUGAAAGAGAAUCGGAAAUUCUCAUAGGUAAUCUGGGAACAGCGAAACAGCUCGUUCGUGAUGAGCUAAUAACUGAUAUUGAAGUAAUUCGUUCGCUGGCAUGUAUACAUGAAUCACUGAAAUGGUUUUGUAGCAGCAUGCGUUCUCUCAUCGAAAAGCUCCCAGAAUCGUCGCGUAAUGCAAUGCGUCAAUGCGUUGUACAGUUGCAAAGAACAGAUGAAAGUGGCACUGUUCAUCAAUCGGAAGAAUAUAUUGCCGCUGCACUAGACUCCAGAUUAGCCAAUUUGGAUGCAAAAGCUGACACUUGUUUAUUAAUAAUUCAUCUUGAGCUUCGUGUACAUUGCUUCUUCCAUUUGUUACCAUUGGCUCGAGUAAGACCAUCGUUGCCUCAUGAUGAACUCGAUAACGAGAUAAUUGAUUUUGGACGCGACAUGGCUCAUUUUCAUCAGGUACUUAGCACGAAUCUUCCGCCGCAUAAAAUGAAAUAUCUGUUUGAUGGUUUAGGGCAUCUUUCAGCUUCCAUCUUUAUUCAUUCCAGCCAACAUAUGCAAAAACUGAAUGAGAAUGGAAAAAAACGCGUCUGUCGAAAUAUUUUUGCGGUGCAACAGAGGUUGAGUCAGUUGACAGGACACCGUGAAAGUGAGCUGGAAAGAGCAAGAAUUUUUUUCGAAUUACUCAAUCACGAUCCUGAUCAGUUAUUGGCUUUAAUUCUAGAACGAGGAGCAAUAUUUUCACACCUUGAGUAUACCUAUCUUCUUGCACUUGCUCUAAGGUCACAUCCAGUACUAAGCGCACAACCUGGUGCUUUAGAACAAAGGAUCUCCCAACUGAAGACGAUUUUAGCACAACUGAAGAAUUUAUAUACAAAACUUCGACGAGUUUUAAGUUUAAUGCUCGAAAGCCCACAAUUGCCACCAGUUAUUGACUUAUCGUUUGAUUACAAUGGCAGCAAAACGCGAUUCAAUAUAGUUCAGUUUGCCAAUGUCAAUGUUGUUAUCAUUUCUAACAUUGAGAAGAUUGGACAAAUUGUACAUGUAAUAUUUCCUGAGGCAGUGAUUACUUCUAGACUUCAGCCGACACACAAUACUGAUUACGAUACAAAAAUUCUCUUAGGGCCGCCAUUGAUACAAUUUCGGCAAUCUUCUGAAAAUGGACGUGCAAAGUGUAUCUUCUUGCCGAAAACUUCGUUCAAAAAAUUCAUAAAACCUCGUGAAAGAGCUAGAAUGGAUUCAGAACUGGCAUAUUUAGCAAAAUUCGAAGAAUUUUAUGAAUGGCAGUUGAAGGAACCAACUAGGCAAUCACUUCCAAUAUUUGAACUUUUGGAUGGUCCACCCUACGCAAAUGGUGACGCACAUGUUGGGCAUGCUAUCAAUAAAAUUUUAAAGGAUUUUGUCGUUCGUAGUCAGAUUUGCAGUGGGAAGCGUGUCUUAUUUCGUCCAGGAUGGGAUUGUCAUGGACUUCCAAUUGAAUUAAAAAUAGCAAGAAACAGUCAACAAAAGGGCAUUUCGCUCGUUGAAAUACGAAAAGCAGCUCGGCAGAUAGCGCUACAUUCAAUUGCGUCCCAAGAGAAUUCGUUUAAGAGAUGGGCGGUCACUGCUGAUUGGGCAAAUCCUUACUAUACAAUGGAUAAAAAUUAUGUUGCAAAAGAACUCAGACUUUUCGGUGAAUUGUAUAGGCUUAAGAUGGUUUAUCGAACAUUUAUGCCAGUUUAUUGGUCACCAAGUUCAUUUACAGCUUUAGCUGAAUCGGAAUUGGAUUAUAAGGAGCAUAGCACUACAGCUACUUUUUAUCGAUAUGCGAUAAUAAAUUCUGAGUUAAUCCUUUCUAAAUGUGAGAAAGAGAAGCGUCCAACAAAACUCUAUGCAUUAAUUUGGACAACAGCUCCGUGGACGUUGCCAAUGAAUAACGCAGUUGCGUACAAAAAAGAUGCAAUAUAUGCAGUAGUAGAAUUGCUUGCAGAAGGACACUGUCGGCGUCCAACCCGGCAUUUAUAUAUUUUGGCAAAGGAGCUGAUUAGCAGUUUCGAGAAGGAAACAAAAAUUAUGACUAAGAUAUUGUUCACUUUUACUGGUAUUGAACUGAAAGGACUCAUGUAUCGAAGUACAAUGUUUAAUGAUUUAGCACAGCCAUUUAUAGAGGCAAACCAUGUAACAACUGCUGUUGGAACAGGUCUUGUACACCUAAGUUAUGCACAUGGCUUAGAUGAUUUCAAAAUAGCAUUAAAACUUGGUGAAAAAGUCCGCUGCUUUGUUGAUGAACGGGGUUGCUAUACAAGGGAUCUUGGUCACGAUUUAGAGGGUAAAAAUGUUUUGAGGGAAGGAAAUGACAUUGUAUUGCAAAUGUUCAGGAAGAACGUUGUCUACACGCAUCAAUACAAUCAUCGAUAUCCAUAUGACUGGAGAACAAAAGAGCCAGUAAUCAUACGAAGUAGUAAACAAUGGUUCAUUGAUGUUUCACAGGUUGGUGUUGAAGCAGCCAAAAAAAUUGAGAGCGAAGCGCUGCCUAUAGGAAGUCCUCAUUCAGAUAAAACAGAGGCUCUAUUAACGCAACUAAAAAAUCGAGUCGCCUGGUGCAUUUCACGGCAGCGGUGUUGGGGCACUCCGAUUCCUGCAUUUUAUAGGGCAGACGGUAGUGUUGUUGUGGGUAAUGAUAUCAGCAAUGCGGUGGCGGAAAGUGUUGAAAAAUAUGGCACUGACGUUUGGUGGGAAUGCACGGCGAAUGAGUUGUUUCCUAAAAAGGCAUUAAUUAUUAAAUUAAUGAACAAAUAUGGAAUUAGAAUAGAAGAAAAAUUGGAAAAGUCAUUCGAUGUACUAGAUGUAUGGAUGGAUAGCGGGAUUGCAUGGGCGUCAACACGCCAAAGGGAGGAACCUGUCGAUCUCGUUGUGGAAGGUGUUGACCAGUUGCGAGGCUGGUUCCAAUCCCUUUCGUUAACUUCAUUUGCUUUGAAUAAUAAAUUACCAUACAAGUGCAUCUAUGUUCAUGCUUUUGCAGUGGAUGAAAACAAACAAAAAAUGUCCAAAUCGAUGGGAAAUGUAGUCAGCCCUGAACUGAUUACAGAUGGCUCACUGAAUGCAGAACCUUAUGGUGCCGAUGGUCUUCGUCUUUGGGUAGCGCAAUAUGGAUGCGAAGGAGAUAAAGCACGAAUUGGCUCUUCGGUCAUGGAAGAAGUUAGACGAAACUAUACACAGUUGCGUGCUUCAUUCUGGUUUUUGCUUGGUGCGGUCAACGGUUAUAAAGGAGCCGUUUGCUGUGAUGAAAAGUUUUAUAUUGAUAGGUAUAUUUUGCAAGAAUUAGCAAAAUUUACACAGCGAUGUCUCAAAAACUGGAACGAAUAUCGUUUUCCCUUAAUGGUUAACGAAUACAUGCAGUUUUUGCAACAUCCGCUCAAUUCACCUUACAUUAGCGGUGUGAAAAAUAGGUUAUACUGUGGAACGCUUUCUGAGAGACAGAAUGCCCAGGCAACAUUGGCAAAAAUUGGAUUGAACUUAGCAGCACUUCUUGCCCCGAUAUUGCCUCAUUUGGUGGCGGAGUUUUUCAUGCAUCAUCCAUGCGUUCAGGAUUCUGCUAUUGCUCUAAGGAAGUGUAAUCAGUUUUACUGCUCAGAUGAUCCAAAUAUGACUGAGUUGUAUUCCGUCAUGGAUUCUGUUCUUAGUAUUCGAGCUAGAAUGUUGGAACUGUAUGGACAAAAUAAUCUAUCUAGACUGGGAAUUUUGAUAAGAGGUCCCGAUAUUAGUCUCCAAAAAUUAUAUCCACUGCAAACAGAAUCAUAUUCAUAUCAUUCGCAGCUGGUGGAAAUUCUUGGUGUUUCCAUGGGGAAGAUUAUUGCGAUCGAUGCUCAAAAUCAAUAG